AUGGGUGAAGAGGAAGCUGCUAGCCGGACGGAGAAGGUUUCCCGAAUCCAAAGGGUGUUUAUCAACCUGUUGGAUUCCUACAGCAGCAAAAACAUCGGGAAGUUUCUAUCCAACUGCGUAGUUGGGGCUUCCCUUGAAGAAAUUACAGAAGAAGAGGAAGAAGAAGAUGAAAAUAAGUUAUCUAUGCCAGAAAUUUCAUUCGCCAAAAUGAAGGAAGGCACAUUCCAGAUUGUGGGAACAGUUUCCCACCCCGAAAGUGUUCGGCCGGAAUUUGCUGUGGAGACUUACUCUAACAUCUCUCGAGAAGACCUUCUCCUGCGCCUGCUGGAGUGUGACGUUAUCAUUUAUAACAUUACUGAGAACUCCCAACAAGUAGAGGAAGCCACAUGGGCAGUCUCUGCACUAAAUGAAGAAGUUGUCCAUUUUGAGAAGCGAAAGGUGUUUAUUUUAGUAUCCACAGUGAUGACCUGGGCACGAUCCAAACCCCUGGACCCUGAUGAUACAGAAGUACCAUUUACUGAAGAGGAUUUUCGAAGAAGAAAGCCUCAUCCUAAUUUUAUGGACCACAUAAAUGCAGAAAAAAUGGUUCUCAAAUUUGGGGGGAAUGUUUUGUUUUUCUUCUUUUAGAUGGCUUGGUUGGGUGAAAUACCUGCAUUGCCUGUUUUUGGUGAUGGAACAAAUAUUAUUCCAGGAAUUCAUGUUCUUGACCUAGCAGGAGUGAUACAAAAUGUGAUAGACCACUUGCCCAAGUAUAACUACCUGGUUGCUGUGGAUGAGUCUGUUCAGACCCUGGAAGACAUAGUCAAGUGUAUCAGUAAAAGUACCGGCCCAGGGAAAAUCCAGAAAUUACCCAAAGAAACUGCUUCCCUCACCAAGGACUUAACACAAGACUGUCUUGACCAUUUACUGGUCAACUUAAGAAUGGAAGGAGUCUUUGUGAAGGAGAAUUUUAACAUUCGAUGGAUUGCCCAAACAGGAUUUGCAGACAAUAUCAACACUAUCCUCAAAGAGUACAAGCAAAGCAGAGGAUUACUGCCAGUCAAAAUCUGUAUUCUUGGUCCUCCGGCUGUGGGGAAAUCCAGUAUUGCUGCAGAACUGGCCAAGCACUACAAACUACAUCACAUCAAACUGAAGGAUGUCAUUUCUGAAGCCAUAGCAAAACUGGAGUCAAUUGUUGCACCUAAGGAUUUAGGAGAGGAAGAGGAAGCUGAGGAAGAAGAGGAGGAGAAUGUGGAGGAUGCUCAUGAGCUCCUAGACGGCAUCAAGGAGAGCAUGGAACAGAAUGCAGGUCGAAUAGAAGAUCAAUAUUUAAUUAGAUUUGUUAAAGAAAAGCUAAAAUCAAUGCCUUGCAAGAAUCAAGGCUAUAUUUUGGAUGGAUUCCCAAAGACCUAUGAUCAAGCAAAAGAUCUUUUCAAUCAGGAAGAUGAAGAGGAGGAGGAAGAAGUCAGAGGCAAAAUGAUCCCCUAUGAUAAAUUAAUUAUACCUGAAUUCGUCUGUGCACUGGAGGCUUCUGAUGAGUUUUUGAAGGAACGGGUGAUAAAUCUUCCUGAGAGCGUCGUGGCCGGGACCCACUAUAGCCAGGACCGAUUCCUCCGGGCUCUGAGCAACUACCGGGACCUCAAUACUGAAGAUGAGACUGUCUUUAAUUAUUUUGACGAAAUUGAAAUCCACCCGAUACAUAUUGAUGUAGGAAAACUUGAAGAUGCUCAGAAUAGACUUGCUAUCAAACAGCUCAUCAAAGAGAUUGGGGAACCUCGAAAUUAUGGUUUAACAGAUGAAGAAAAGGCAGAAGAGGAGCGAAAGGCUGCAGAGGAACGCCUAGCCAAGGAGGCUGCUGAGGAAGCUGAACGUGAACACAAUGAGGCUGUGGAGAUGGCGGAGAAGCUGGCUCGCUGGGAGGAGUGGAAUAAACGACUAGAGGAAGUGAAAAGAGAAGAAAGAGAAUUAUUAGAGGCUCAGUCUAUUCCCCUGAGAAAUUAUUUAAUGACCCACGUCAUGCCGACUCUAAUGCAGGGUCUGAAUGAGUGUUGUAAAGUCAGACCAGAGGAUCCCAUUGAUUUUCUGGCAGAGUAUCUCUUCAAGAACAACCCUGAAAUGCAGUGA
Molecule: messenger RNA, 2103 nt
Organism: Otolemur garnettii (small-eared galago)
Lineage: Eukaryota; Metazoa; Chordata; Mammalia; Primates; Galagidae
Gene: AK7
Product: adenylate kinase 7
Exons: 17
Biological process (GO): nucleobase-containing compound metabolic process
Cellular component (GO): cytoplasm
Molecular function (GO): AMP kinase activity; ATP binding
Source: RefSeq, a predicted model, not a curated record